Molecule: messenger RNA, 2834 nt
Organism: Trametes versicolor FP-101664 SS1
Lineage: Eukaryota; Fungi; Basidiomycota; Agaricomycetes; Polyporales; Polyporaceae
Exons: 2
Coding region: 78-2687 (869 amino acids)
Source: RefSeq, a predicted model, not a curated record
CUCAUCCUCAAACUCCUCAGGACGAGCCUGCUCCCCCGGAUACCUCCAACUCUGUCAGAAUCGUCCCUCCGAGAUCAAUGUCCCAGGCAUCGAUACCCACCUCUUUGUAUACCAUCGCCACGCCUACCUCCCGCGCUGGCCAUGGCAUCCCGGAACUGUCUAGGGACAAACCCGCCCCGCCCCUCCCGCCCUUCGCUCCUCAGAAGUCCCCUGUUGUACCUCAGAAGAAGGAUGACGAGGCGGACGACAUCCUGGGUGAUGCGGGUGCAGCGCUGUUCUACAUGCAACAUAUGCAGCAGCAAGACGGCGCAGUGCCCGUUCGCAAGCGCGGUCCGCCGCCCAAGGCACCGCCGUCUGACGAGGACGAGGAUGAAACCGCUUCUGAGUCUGAAUCCGAGGUGGACACUCCCCCUUCUCGCACGGCGAUUCCCCCCUUGCGAGCUCCUCGGCACGCCAGCCCUUCACCGCAGGAAAGCCAGAAGCCUCCUGCGGUGCCCGCGAAGUCGCGCAGGCAGUCUACCGAUCAGCGUGCCUUCACGCCUACGGAAGAGGCGCCCGCCGCGUCCAGGCCAAGCUCGAGCACAUUACGUAACCGGCCUUCUGGCGCACGUGCGGCGCCGUCGUCGACACGAAUGUCAGCCUACCUGCAAAACUCUUUCUCCCCAGACCACACUGCGAGCGAAAACGCGACGGACACGACGACGACGACCGCGACCAACACAGACAAGGAAGAGGACCGCCCCACCAACACGAUGGCUGCCGUUGUUCACGACUCGGGCUCUGCUCACGACCACGGCUACGACGACGCGGCCGACGCGCUAGCAGCGCUGUCCUUCCUCGAGCGCGAAGAACACCCCCAACCCCCUGCAGCAUCCCAGUCCCCAUCACAGACACAGCCGUACUCGUCGCCGUCGUCGCCCCCACUCCCAGAGUUCACGACCACUCCAGCAAGCCCGUCCCAGACGCGUGCCAACCCGGCAGAACCCCGCUCGUCGUUCGCUCCCACGAAGCUCGCCGCACAACGUAAGGCCAAGUCACAGGCCCAGCAGGCCGCGCAACAGGCCGCCGCGCACAGACCAGGGAAGGCGAACGGCAAGAAGGGCAGGCCGACGGCGGACAGUUCAGCGUGGGGCGAGAGUAGCGAGGAGGAAGAGGAGGAGGAAGAAGAGGAUGAGGAUGACGUGGACUCCGAUGAUGAACCUGCUCCACGGAGGACCAGUGUGAGUGAUCAAGCCUCUGCCCUCGGACACGGCGCGCCCCCCAGCGCCGGCGCCCGCUCCCCCUAUGCACAGACAAGCGCAGGCUCCCCCGCGCGCUCGCAAGUCGAUGUGAACAACGGCGCGUACCCUGGGUCGCGCCAGCCGCGUAACCUUCCCCAAGUACCCGGCCAACGGCCAGACCAAGAGGAUUACCUCGGAGCACAACCCCAACCCCGCCGCUUCGUGUCGGACAGCUUCACGGAUGGCGGUCGUCGCAGCAUGUAUCCGGAGGGCAUGAGCAGGCAAGCCUCCCCUUCUUUGGCCGCCUCCUCGAUGCGUCCGGGCUCCCAGUAUCCGCCACAAGGGUCCGCGCCACAGCAACAGACGCCGUCACGUCCGAUUUGGAGUCAAGUCCUGGACCCCGAUCAUCCUCAGCUCAACAACGGUCGGGAUACCUUCAUCCAAAUGGAGGCUCCUGCAGCUGCGAUGACCAAGGCCUUCACACCGCACGGUCUCCUCUCUGCUGGCCUGCAAGACAAGCACGAUCGGUCUGCGAAGAGGCAGGAGGAACUCGCAAGGGAAACGGGCGCGUCUCUCAUCAACGUCCCGAACAAGCCACCCCCUCCCCAAACCGGUCUGCUAGGUGCUGUGACUGCCCACGAGCGAGAACGCAAGCGUGAGGGAGGCAUCGGUGCCGCCCUUACCGAGCGCGAACGCGAGAAGCGGAUGGUCGAGGAGCGACAGCGCAAGAUCGACGACCUCCAGCGGCAGCAGCUCGACCAGAUGCAGCAGGGUGGCUCGAUGUACGGCGGCAUGGGCAUGAACCCGAUGGGCUUCAACCCGAUGAUGGCGAAUCCGAUGAUGAUGGGCAUGAACCCCAUGAUGACCGGCGGCUGGGGCGGCUACCCUGGCAUGAUGCCCGGCUUCGCGAACCCCCAGCAGCUCUUCGCCGCCCAGCAGGCCGCCGCGCAAGCGUACCAGCAGGCGAUGGUCGCUUUCUCUACCGCCGGCUCCCAGAUCGGUGGCGACGGUGGCUCUCCCGGCGCGCUCAACCCGAUGAUGACGGGCGGCUCGAUGGGUAUGGGGGGCAUGGGAGGCUACGACCCGCGCAUGUCGAUGAUGGGCAUGCCCAUGAUGGGCACGGGCAUGAGUCAGAUGGGCAUGGGCGGUAUGGGUGGCAUGAACCCCGGCAUGGGCGGCGGUAUGACCCCUGGCAUGGGCGGCAUGAACCCGAACAUGGGCAUGGGGAUGAACCCGAUGAUGGGCGGCGGGAUGGGCAUGCAGAUGACGGGUGGUUCGAACUUCGACCCCCGUUUCUCGCCUGGGGCUGAAGGCGCCCCUCGCCAACCCUUCGAGCCUACCUCCUCCGGCCUGCGCCCCACCUCUUCGCACCCCAGCUCUCCCGGCCCCUCCCCCGCUGGCUCGCGCCCCACCGAUUCUGGCGAGAACUCGCAGAACCCGUCCGGCCCGCCGUCGACUACUCAGUGAUCUAGAAGGCGUCUUGCAGUGGCCGAUGUCGCUCGCUUCCCUCCAUGGACUGCUUUUUCUAAUACCUUCAUUUCUGUGCAUUUGAGACCCACCUACUCUGUGAUAUCUCGUACCCCCUCUCGCUCUCUACUCGGACCGCACCCUCUC